AUGGCAAUGCCACUCUCUCUUCUGCUUCUCUCUCUUCUUCUAAUCCCAGCCUUCACUUCCUCUUCCCCAGUUCAAGAUCCUGAACUUGUAAUACAAGAAGUACAAAAGAGCAUCAAUGCAUCAAGGAGAAAUUUGGGUUAUCUCUCAUGUGGAACUGGAAACCCCAUUGAUGACUGCUGGAGAUGUGACCCCAACUGGGAGAAGAAUCGGCAACGGCUAGCCGAUUGCGCAAUUGGAUUUGGAAAGCAUGCCAUUGGAGGCAGAGAUGGCAAAAUUUAUGUGGUCACAGACGCAGGGGAUCACCCUGUGAACCCUAAACCAGGCACCCUCAGAUAUGGUGUGAUCCAAGAUCAGCCACUGUGGAUCGUUUUCAAAGGUGACAUGGUGAUCAAGCUGAAGGAAGAGCUGAUGAUGAACUCGUUCAAGACCAUCGACGGCAGAGGAGCCAGCGUCCACAUUGCCGGUGGGCCCUGCAUAACCAUACAGUAUGUGACCAACAUUAUAAUUCAUGGACUGAACAUUCAUGACUGCAAGCAAGGAGGAAAUGCCUAUGUGAGAGAUUCACCUAGCCAUUACGGCUGGAGGACUUUGUCUGAUGGAGAUGGAGUUUCAAUUUUUGGUGGAAGCCAUGUUUGGGUGGAUCAUUGCUCUCUGUCGAAUUGCCGGGAUGGGCUCAUCGAUGCCAUCCAUGGAUCCACAUCCAUCACCAUCUCCAACAAUUACAUGACUCACCAUAACAAGGUCAUGCUCUUGGGCCACAGUGAUUCCUACACACAGGACAAGAACAUGCAAGUCACCAUUGCCUUCAACCAUUUUGGAGAAGGGCUUGUUCAGAGGAUGCCAAGAUGUAGACAUGGGAAUUUUCAUGUGGUGAAUAAUGACUAUACUCAUUGGGAAAUGUAUGCCAUUGGUGGCAGUGCCUCUCCAACCAUCAACAGCCAGGGCAAUAGGUUUCUGGCACCAAAUGAUAGAUUCAACAAAGAGAUCACUAAACAUGAAGAUGCGCCACAGAAAGAGUGGAGCAAAUGGAACUGGAGGUCUUCAGGAGAUUUGCUGUUAAAUGGAGCUUUCUUCACAUCAUCUGGGGCUGGAGCUUCUUCUAGUUAUGCCAGGGCAUCGAGUUUGGGUGCAAGACCAUCCUCACUAGUGAGUUCACUUACAGCUGGGGCAGGUUCAAUCAAGUGCAGGAAGGGCUCGCGUUGCUGA
This is a messenger RNA of Prunus armeniaca (apricot), 1206 nucleotides long. NCBI's taxonomy places the organism in Eukaryota, Viridiplantae, Streptophyta, Magnoliopsida, Rosales, Rosaceae. The record is from the annotation of a GenBank genome assembly.